GCCUCCCCAUGGAGUACACACUGCAAGCUUUUAAAACUUUUUGGGACCUGUUCCUCACGUUAUUAUCCCGGAAUCUUGACAGCCCGUCCUACAGCUGAUGACAUUAAUGAACGGAGACUGUGUGAUGCCCGUAUGACGUUUACUUAAACGACAGGAAACGCUCACUUCGGCGUUGGGUUUGUUGUUCCUGCCGCUGCUCCAAACUUCUAUUUCAACUUCAACCAGAAGUUUGCUUUGACUCUGAAGACUGGCUGGUAUGUCAGUGUGUUCCUCGCUCUUCUCCCAGACUGCACUAACAGUACGAUUCGAUGUUUUACAGCUGCGUGCAUGGGGCAUUCCUGUGUGGAGUGUACUGAGGAGAAACUCUACCCUCUCUUCUGGAAAUCUCGUGUUCACUUCCCCUACGUGAUGGGACACACACGCCUUGUAGUCAUCCUCCUCUUUUCCUUCAGCACUUUGGCUUCUGCAGGUCCACUGUCUCGUAGCCCAUGUGAGUUAUUACCUGUGGGUGAAAGUCACCCUGUGCAGGCCCUGCAGAUGAGUUACACAGCUAUAUCAGGCUGCGCGAGCCGUGGAACCACCAGCCUCCCCCAGGAGGUUCACAUCAUCAACCUGCGCAUGAGCAACACCGAGGAACCGAGAGAGAAACCUGAGGUAGUGCUACACCUGCGGCCCAUCCAGUCUCUAUCCGUGCACCAAAAGCCGCUGAUCUUCGUGCUCAACUCGCCCAAGCCAUUCCAGUGGAGGAUUCAUGCAGAUAACCUGGCUCCUGGAAUUAAAAGGAUCUUCCACGUGUCAAAUGGCUCUGUUGUGCAGUUUGACGAUGGAAAUCUUUCGCUCUCUUGUGAGGUGCGCACAGAGACGUUACCACAUGGAAAUGAGCACCUGAUGUCUUGGGCUAAAAGCCUGUACCGUGCCAUCACGUCCUUUACUGAGCUCAAGAUGACCCAUGACAUCUACAUCAAAGUGGGAGAAGACCCUGUAUUUUCUGAUACCUGCAAACUCGACAACAAGUUCCUGUCUCUGAACUACCUGGGGAGUUAUGUCCAGCCUCAGGCAUCCAUAGGAUGUGUCCUCUCUGGUCCAGAUGUCGCUCAAGAGGUACACAUUAUCGAGCUGCAGGCCCCAAACUCCAGCAGUGCGUUGCAGGUGGAUGUGACGGUGGAUUUGAGGCCAAUGGAUCCAGAAAUCCGUCUGCACCGUGACAUUGUGUUACUCCUCAGAUGUGAAAAGUCUGUGAAUUGGGUGAUCAAGGCCCACAAUAUCAUCGGCAGACUGCACAUAGUGACGUCAGACAGUGUUAGCCUGAAUGCAAGCACGGAGCGACUGAUGCAGGUGUCAAAGGCGGUGAAGCAGAAGCUGCCUGCAGGAGCUCAGUCUCUGAUCCUGUGGGCUGAGGAGAACAACUACGGCCCCGUCACUUCCUACACCAGCACAACCGUGGCCAACAUCUUCUACCUGCGUGUUAGAGAAGCAGAAGUGGUGGAUCCUUUAGAGAGCUUCUUUCCACCAGAGCUCUCUAUCCUGCAAAACGUUGAUUCUCGCGAACACACCCGUCCCGACCUGCCCUUCUUCUUUCCCCCGGAGGCAGACCAGAACCCAUCCUUCCCUUUCCCACCUGCUCUGGAGGAGCAGGCGUGGUCACGUCAGGGUCCCGAGGAGCAGCGUGGAGCUCUGAGUGGGAUUCUCAGCGUGCAGUGUGAGGAGAGCAGGAUGGUGGUCAGCAUUGACAAGGAGAGCCUGCAGGCAGCAGGUAUAAGUAAAGCCAACAUAACCCUGCAGGACCCACAAUGCAAAGCAACAUCUAACUCCACCCACUACAUCCUGGAGACUCCACUGACUGGCUGUCAAACCACUAAAUACCCCCUGCACCACCCCAGCCCAAUGGUCCUCUACAUCAAUUCAAUUGUGAUCAGACAGUCGGACAGCAGGGACGGCAGUGGCUGGCCAUCGGAUGAUGAAGACCUGGAGUCGGGAGAUGUGCAGCUCUCAGAGAGAACAUCAUCUGGACACCGUUCUACCAUCUUGUUUAACUGCACGUACCAUAAGGCUCAAGAUGCUCGUCCUCACUUUCCCUGGUCUCAACUAGAAGUUCAACAUGAGACUGUGGAAAACGUGACCUUCAGCAUGGAACUGUACAACACGAGCCUGUUCCACCACCCACAACCUCCCUCCUUCAUUCAGGUCAUGGACAACAAGCCCAUUUUUGUGGAGAUCUCAGCCACUAAAGCAGACCUGGAUCUGAGCUUCAUGAUUCAGACGUGCUUCAUCUCUACAAACUCUAAUCAUGAGGUGCCGUCUGAUUACGUCCUCAUUGAGAACAUCUGUCCUAGGGAUGAGUCUGUCCGCUACUACCAUCAGAAACUGGACAGAAAGCGCUUCAGCUUUGACUUCAGGUCAAAGUUCACUGUACCUUUGCUGUUCCUGCACUGUGAGAUGUCCGUCUGCUCUAAGAGACACAACAUGCAUUCGGGACUGCCAGAGUGCAUGCAUCCUAACGAGGCUUGCACAUCUGUCAGUGGGGAUACCAUCAUCAAAAUGAUGAUGAACAGCAAAACCUCCACAAGACCACUGGUGGUCAUCAGUGAUGAAGGCAUAAGUAAAGGUGAUUAUGAUGAAAAAAUGCCUGAGUCCAUAACCCACAAGCCUCCAGGUGGCAGUUCCAGUUCUCUCGUACUGGACACUCCGACUGUGGUGGGCAUCGCCUUUGCAGCCUUUGUCAUAGGAGCUCUCCUUACAGGAGCACUUUGGUUCAUCUAUUCACACACAGAUGAUUCAGCAGUGAGGCAAAAUGUGCCAAGGUCUCCUCCUGUCUCAGAGAACAGCAGUGCAGCUCAUAGUAUCGGCAGCACUCAGAGCACACCAUGCUCCAGCAGCAGUAAUGCAUAGAAUACACACACACACACACACACACACACACACACACACACACACACACACACACACACACACACACACACCUCGCAGGCCUGGCAGGUCACCACAUGGGGCUCCAAUCGCAGACAUUUUUCUUCAACAUCAUCAGUCUUGAAUGCUUUCUGAAAGUAAAGCACUGAAAGAGUUUUGUAGAACAUCACAGCUUGUAACUGGCUCAGUUUUCAUCCUAAAAUAGUCGGGAAUGUGGAAAAGGUGAAGAAACAAAGCUUUGACAAAAUGGGGAUGAAAAACGGCGGUGAGGAACCAGGCAUGAAAAACCCCCUACACCAGCACUUUAAUUUUUGCCAUAUAUGGUUGGAAACGUCUGUUGAUAACAAAGCUUGUUUACUGCAGUCAGUCUUACGGUGUGGAAGCAUCUGGAAUAUGACAGAAUUGGAUGCUGAGUGUGUGGUUGCACAAUGUUUGGUGUGCCAAAGCAAGCGCAGUUCAUUUCAUGCAAGAUUUCAGCCAGUUCAUAAUUAAUACAAUGUCUGUCUGGUUUCAGAGCAAAAAAUAAUCCUGAAAGGAAAAAACUAGACCACAUAUUUGACACAAACUACUGCAUUUUACUGCGUUUACUAGACAUUUAUAUUCCAUGUUCCAGUGGAAAAAGCUCUCAAGAUUUUAUUUUAUAUUCCACAGGCUGUGUUUCUUCUGUAAGACUUAUUAGUACUACCAUAAAACCAUUUUAUAUAUAUUUUAUAUAUAUAUAUAUAUAUAUAUAUAUAUAUAUAUAAGUAUGGUCAUGUUAUUACACAACAGGCCCAAAAUGCAUUAACCUAUUAUAAUAAAUACUAGAUCAGGGGAUUAAAAAAAUGUAAAUAGCAAUGACAUUGCGUUUUCCAUGUGGAAUAGCCUUUUACGUGACAUAAACAUAACAUAAACUGUUUUUUGGGGAUAGUAUGGGGGUUAGUAUUGGGAGAAAUUAGCAAUGCUAAGAGGCUUUACCUUAUCACUUUUGAGACUAAGCCAAUAUUCUACGAGCAACCUGUCAAUAAUAGGAGAAACUCUUAUAUUUUAGGUCUUAUUUUGUCCUUUAGUGUAAAUGUCUUGAUAGAGGUUUUAUCAGAUAAUACAAUUUAUAUGUGGAUGUAUUGUAAAAAUAUAUAAAUAUAUUUUUGUAUAUAUAAUUUCUAUAAACAAUUUAUAAUGAAAAUUAUAUUAUACAAUUAUUUUAUUCUGAAGCAAUCUAAAGUUUAAGCCAAGCUUAUCACUUAUUUUAAUGUGUUUCUAAUAUAAGAAUAGUAUAUAGAUGAUUCCUAAAUAAGAAAUCAUUUAAAAAGGUAUUUAUUUAUUGAUGCAAAUGUGCAACAGCUGUAUACAAUGAUUUGGCUUAAACAACAGAGCAUUUUUUUUUUUU
Messenger RNA from Ictalurus punctatus (channel catfish), 4276 nucleotides. RefSeq names its product transforming growth factor, beta receptor III (gene tgfbr3). The coding region runs from base 328 to 2889 and encodes 853 amino acids. The transcript has 17 exons. NCBI's taxonomy places the organism in Eukaryota, Metazoa, Chordata, Actinopteri, Siluriformes, Ictaluridae. The record is from RefSeq and is a predicted model, not a curated record.